AUGUGCCAUGAUUUCAUUAUGACUUGGGUUUUCUUUUCAGAUGUGUUGGAAGAGACCUUCAGAGGCUUAGGCUAUGACGUUCAUUGUCACAGAUUCUUAGAUAUAAAGACCACGAAUGAAACAUUGCUUGAAGUUGCAAGGUUGCAGAAACACAGAAAUUGUGACAGCUUCAUUUGCAUAUUGAUCAGCCAUGGAAGUCCUCAGAGCAUCUUCUGUACAGACCAUACCUUUUCUGGAUUCCCUUUGGAACAAAUAAAGAAAUACUUCACAGCAGACUCAUGUCCUGAACUCCUAGGAAAGCCAAAGCUUUUUUUCAUUCAGAGCUACAUUGUGCCAGAAAAUGAGCAAGAAUGCACUAGUCUGUUGGAAGUAGAUGGGAAUGAUGAGAAAACCAUUGCUAAUGCAAAAAUCCCUUGGAAAGUCACUAUCCCCCAAGUAGCAGAUAUCUUUUGGAGUCACUGCAAGGUGGAUGUGUCUACACUAGAAAAAUCUCCAACUUCAUCCUCCUAUUAUCUGCGUUGCCUGGCUGAGCUACUCUGCAAUCCUCAUAAAAGGAAACUCUCUAUAUUAGAUAUCCAUACGGAACUGAACAGAAAAGUCUAUGAAUGGAAUAAGAACACUGACCCAAGGCAGCAGUACUCACUUCUGCUCCAGCACACACUGAGGAAGAAACUUUUUUUUUCUCCCACUUAA
Mesitornis unicolor (brown roatelo) is the source of this 693-nucleotide messenger RNA. Its product is annotated as CASP8 and FADD-like apoptosis regulator. The transcript has 2 exons. NCBI's taxonomy places the organism in Eukaryota, Metazoa, Chordata, Aves, Mesitornithiformes, Mesitornithidae. The record is from RefSeq and is a predicted model, not a curated record. Gene Ontology annotation, biological process: negative regulation of extrinsic apoptotic signaling pathway via death domain receptors; proteolysis. The coding region runs from base 1 to 693 and encodes 230 amino acids. Gene Ontology annotation, molecular function: cysteine-type endopeptidase activity.